AUGGGCCUGAGAUGUUUCCCUCCGGAGCACUUUGGGAAGAUCUUUGGGCUAGUGAUGGCCUUGUCAGCCAUUGUGUCUCUGCUCCAGUUCCCCAUCUUCACCUUCAUCAAGGGCCCCCUCCAGAAUGACCCGUUCUACGGCAGCUGCCGGCACUUUUACUGGGUUGAUGGCAGUGCCUGGAAGAUUUGGUACUGGGCUCUCUGCCAGCCCCUGGCCUCCGGUGGCAGCUGUGUGUCCAUGUGGAACCGAGGUGAUGUGGAAGAAGAUCUGGACCCUCCAAGGGAGAGGCCUUCUGGAUCUUCAAACUUCAUUUCCACUGAAGUGUGGGGGCUGCUGGAAUGUCUUGGCUUUGCAGGUGUCCUCUUCGGCUUGGCGUCGCUGGUGUUUGUCUUCAAGACAGAGCAUUACUUUGAGGAGCCGUGUCAACCAAAUGCCACGCUGACGGGCAAUGCCACGAGACAGACUGAUCCCCCUUUCUGGCCUCCACACUGCAAAGCCCAGGAUGAGAAGGUCUCGCUCAUCUUCACCCUGGCAUCCUUCAUGAACAACUUCAUGACGUUCCCCACCGGCUACAUCUUUGACCAUUUCAAGACCACUGUGGCCCGCCUCAUAGCCAUAUUUCUCUACACCAGUGCCACGCUCACCAUAGCCUUCACCUCUGCAGGUGAGUGCUGUCGGGGGGGGGAGGGACACAAGCUCAGGGGCACCUGCUGGCUCCUUUAUGAACAGGGCAUCAGCCUCAGGGCCUUCUUCCUCUUCUUCUCUGUCUUCAGUGUCUGGCAUGUUGGGCGCACUUUCCUCCUGCUGCCCCGGGGGCACAUCCCCUACGCGCUGCCCCACUACCGCUAUGGCCUGUGCUCUGGGAAGGACAGCAGGGAGGAGGAGAAGAAGACAGUGGAGUCCAAAGAGCUGGAGGGACAGUCGGAGUUCGUUUCGCCAAAGGAAGAGUUCCCAGAUCCAGGGCUGCAGAAGGAGCUCUGCUCUUUCUGGAGCUACGCUUUCUCUCAGCGCUUUGCCUGGCACCGGAUGUGGCUGUCUUUGAUACAAUUGUGGCAUUAUCUCUUUAUCAGUACCCUCAACUCUCUGCUCACCACCUUGGCCAAGGGAGACAGGGCACUAGACAGCAUCUACACAAAUGCCUUUGCCAUCACUCAGUUCUUUGGAGUGCUCUGUGCCCCCUGGAAUGGCCUGCUCAUGGAAAAGCUUAAACAGAGGUACCAGAAGAAAGGGAGCAAGACAGGUGAGACCUGGGCUCGGGAGCAUCAGGGAACCAGGAGAGGAGAGAUCUUCAUUUACCUGUCUGCCCAUCUUCUCUUUCGUUCUUAA
Messenger RNA from Equus caballus (horse), 1326 nucleotides. The record is from RefSeq and is a predicted model, not a curated record. NCBI's taxonomy places the organism in Eukaryota, Metazoa, Chordata, Mammalia, Perissodactyla, Equidae.